AUGAAGGUCCUCCUCCUCGGCGCGACAGGCAACUUGGGCUCCCGCCUUGUCUGUGCUCUUCUAACGCACGGCCACAUCGUCACAGUCUUCGUCCGGUCAUCACGGAAACUCGAAUCAUUGCUCCCAUCAUCGAUUUACCAACAGAUCUUGAUUGUCGAGGGUGAUGCGACGAACACGGCGGCUGUAAAGGCCUCAAUCCUGGAAUCGAAAUGCGAAGCCGUAGUCACAGCGGCUGGUGUUGCUGCCGCGGCGCCUUGGGGCAGCAGCGACCUGCCAAAGAUUUUUCGUUCAAUCGCAGAAGCUGUACAGCAGGCCGGAGAGGAGAGGAAGCAGCCCUUGAGAGUCUGGUUCUUGAGUGGGAUGAGUAUAUUGCAGGUCCCGGGAACGAAGAACAUGAUGUCGGACUAUGUUCCAGUAUUUCUCGAGCAUCGCGGGAACCUGAAACUCCUGCAGUCGCUGCCACCGAACUCGGUCGACUGGUCGCUAUUGUGUCCUAUGACCAUGACGGAGGAGUCGAAGGACCUUACAGUGCCGACUAAGCUCAAGCAGGGCCGGGUGGUCGCCAAUACCACAACGCCACCAUUGUGGAAGAAAUCUUGGAUCAAUUCUAUCCCAUUAAUCGGCAGCUUUCUGAGCGUGGCGAUGAAUGCUAGUCGGUAUACGACUACUCUGGAGCAGAAUGCGGACCUCAUUGCAACCGAUCUUGAGACAAGGGAUAGUUCUUACAUUGGCAAGAGAGUUGGCGUCAUUGGUGCUUCUGCUUGA
Molecule: messenger RNA, 765 nt
Organism: Recurvomyces mirabilis
Lineage: Eukaryota; Fungi; Ascomycota; Dothideomycetes; Mycosphaerellales; Teratosphaeriaceae
Exons: 2
Coding region: 1-765 (254 amino acids)
Molecular function (GO): riboflavin reductase (NADPH) activity; biliverdin reductase [NAD(P)H] activity
Source: RefSeq, a predicted model, not a curated record